This is a messenger RNA of Pararge aegeria (speckled wood butterfly), 664 nucleotides long. RefSeq lists its product as uncharacterized. Lineage: Eukaryota; Metazoa; Arthropoda; Insecta; Lepidoptera; Nymphalidae. The transcript is spliced from 2 exons. The coding region runs from base 9 to 602 and encodes 197 amino acids. The record is from RefSeq and is a predicted model, not a curated record.
UGGAGUAUAUGAGAGACCUCAAAAAGCAUAUAAAAGAUCUUAAUGGAACAGAAAAAGAGUCAAACGAAGGUAUAACCAUCAAUCUGGAUCCAAAACCAGAUUUAGAGAAUAGACGAGGUUACAAAGGAUUAGAAUAUUAUAAAAUGAAAGACCAUUUAAAAGAACCUUUUGAUUUUGAAAAAGCUUUAAAACCUAAAAGGAUCUCCGGAAUAGAAUGGAAAGAAAUGAAAGACAAUCGAUAUAAAAUGCAACAGAAACUAGACAUGUGGAUAAAAGAACGACAAAAGGAGAGAGACCGAAUACAGAAAUACAGAAUGGAGAGACAGCAACUGAUGUUGUCGGGAAAAUAUGAGAAAUGCCCCCGAUUUGGGUACAGCGGGAGGAAGAGGAAGGAAAGAAAUAAAGAUAAGCAGAAAGUGAGACAUUGCAGAAUGGAGUAUAAUGCUACCUUGGGUAGGGAGUACGAGAAGUGCAUCGAGUUCACACCAGAGCUGGUAACCACCGCAAAUGAUGGCAGAAGAAGAAGGAAAAGGAGGUAUGAGCAGAAUAAAUACCCGUGUUGCAGGAAAUGUUGUAAGCAGUCCUAUAUGGGUUGUCUGUAAUAGGCGAAAUGAUGUACUGUGAUGGAAAUACUAAAAAAAAACAAACUGGUAUGUCUCUGGAU